This is a messenger RNA of Aethina tumida (small hive beetle), 783 nucleotides long. RefSeq names its product prenylated Rab acceptor protein 1. The record is from RefSeq and is a predicted model, not a curated record. NCBI's taxonomy places the organism in Eukaryota, Metazoa, Arthropoda, Insecta, Coleoptera, Nitidulidae. Gene Ontology annotation, cellular component: Golgi apparatus. The coding region runs from base 93 to 680 and encodes 195 amino acids. The transcript is spliced from 3 exons.
ACAAAAUUUGACAGUAAAAGUAAACGUCAACAAACAUUUAAAUGACCACAUUGCCAUAACACUCCCCAAAAAAAGUUGAAAACAACCCCAAAAUGACGGACGUUAAGGUCGACGUGACCGGUGAGAUGGAACCGCCACCCCAACUACCCCCUGCGACCAGUUUAAAGAGCCUGUUGCAGAUUCCGACGCAGAUUCCCGACCCGAAAGAAUGGAUCCAACAGCAGCGGCAGAACGUGAGGCCGUGGCUCGUGUUCGUCCAAACGUCGAAUUUCAAAACGCCUCCAUCGAUACCCCGACUAGGCAAACGUAUCAUGAGAAACAUCGAGUACUUUCAGGCGAACUACGUGUUCGUGUUUCUCGGUCUGAUCGUCUAUUGUCUCAUUACUUCGCCCCUGUUGCUGUUCGCUUUGGCAGGCACAUUCUACGUCGGUUUCAGGCUGAGCAAACGCCACGCCGAAACCAAAACCGUCGUGAUGGGCAAGGAACUGACGUUGGCGCAGCAGUAUGCGAUUUUAUGGAUCUGUUCACUGCCAGUUUACUAUCUGGUCGGGGCACAUGGGGCCAUGUUUUGGGUUUUGGGUGCCUCCUUUUUCAUUAUCGGUUUGCACGCCAGCUUUUAUAACAUUGAGGCUUUAGUGCCCAGGCACGAAGACGGAUUUCCUCUUUUGGAACAAGUUUAAUGAUGCUUUAAUGGGCCAGAUUUUGUAUAAAUGCAAUAUAUUUAUGUUUUGUGGAUUAUUUUUUUGUAAAUAAAGUUUAUGACUUACUGUUUUUUAUACAUAA